This is a messenger RNA of Cyclocybe aegerita, 3105 nucleotides long. Lineage: Eukaryota; Fungi; Basidiomycota; Agaricomycetes; Agaricales; Hemipholiotaceae. The record is from the annotation of a GenBank genome assembly.
AUGAUGCAGCCAACUCCAGCACCGUCAUCUGCCCCAAACUCUCCUGGCCACCAGAGUGAACCCCAGCUUGAGAAGCCUAAGUAUAACCCACCACCUCAGAAUGUUGGAAGUGCGCCAUUUGGAAUUCUUGUUGGGCUGUUUGAGAAGCUACAGAACGAACGCAAACAAGACCGGCGACGAAAGUUGAUUGACGCAUGGUUCACUCAUUGGCGACAAGAGAAAGGAUACGAUCUCUACCCUGUGCUUCGUCUUAUUCUUCCCCAGAAAGACAGAGAGCGUGCAGUAUACGGCCUGAAGGAGAAGAAUCUUGCGAAGGCCUACAUUAAGCUGAUUCCUCUUGGGAUGAGAGACCCUGAUGCAAUUCGUCUUCUUAAUUGGAAGAAGCCUACUGAACGGGAGAAAUCCUCUGGAGAUUUUCCAACAGUCUUAUUCGAAGUUGUCAGCAAGCGCUCUUCAGUUAUCGAAGGCUCUCUAAGCAUAGACGACGUGAAUGAUAUCCUGGACGAGCUCUCGAAGGGCAUGGGGAAACAGGAUGUCCAAUCCAAGAUUCUUCAACGGAUAUAUAAUCGCUCAACUGCUGAGGAGCAGCGCUGGAUUGUGCGGAUUGUGUUGAAAGAUAUGGUCAUCUCAGUCAAGGAAACUACGGUGUUCUCGGUGUUUCAUCCCGACGCACAAGAUCUUUACAACACUUGCUCAGACCUGAAGAAGGUUGCUUGGGAGCUCUGGGACCCAUCGUUUCGCCUCAACGCAGAGGAUAAAGCAGUUCAACUAUUCCACGCCUUUGCGCCCAUGUUAUGCAAACGUCCUACAAGGAAAAUCGAAGAGACAGUACGCGAAAUGGGUGGUGCUGAGUUUAUCGUGGAGGAGAAGCUUGAUGGAGAGCGAAUGCAGUUGCACAAACGAGGAAACGAAUAUUUCUAUUGCUCUCGGAAAGGCAAGGAUUACACCUAUCUAUACGGCAAACACGUCGGUGUGGGAAGUCUCACUCCCUAUAUCGACAAGGCCUUCGAUCCUCGGGUCGAUGACAUAAUAUUGGAUGGAGAAAUGUUAGUUUGGGAUCCAGUCUCUGAACGUAACCUCCCCUUUGGCACGUUGAAAACUGCGGCCCUAGAUAAGUCGAAGAAGGAACUUAACCCGAGGCCGUGCUGUAGGGAGAUUGCCUUUCUAUUCCACCUGACCACGAUGGCUGAACCCUCGGAAUUUCUAGUCAAAGUUUUCGACUUGUUGUACCUGAAUGGACAAUCCCUGCUUCAUCGUUCAACACAGUUCCGGAAGAAGAAUAUGCGACAAUGCUUGAAGGAGAUUACAGGUCGCAUUGAAUACGCUGUCGAGUACAGAGGAAAGACGGCCAAAGAUAUCAGGGAACGAAUGGAUGAAGUUAUGGCCAAUAGAGGUGAAGGGCUGGUCAUCAAGCACCCAAUGGCCAAGUACGUUCUUAAUGGCAGAAACCUGGACUGGAUUAAGGUCAAGCCGGAGUAUAUGGACAAUAUGGGCGAGACCGUCGACUUGCUUGUUGUCGCGGGCAACUAUGGCUCUGGGAAGCGUUCAGGAGGCGUCUCGACUCUUAUCUGCGCCGUAUUCGAUGAUCGAAGAACCUACGAAGAUGAUGAAGAUCCCAAAUACAGCAGUUUUGUCCGCAUAGGCACUGGGUUAUCGUUCGCCGACUACGUCUGGAUAAGAGCCAAGCCAUGGAAACCUUGGGACCCUAAACACCCGCCAGAGUUUUUGCAAACGGCAAAACGAGGACAAGAUGACAAGGGCGAUAUCUAUCUGAACCCAGAAGACUCUUUCAUCAUCAAGAUCAAGGCGGCAGAAAUUACACCAUCUGAUCAAUACCAUAUGGGUUAUACGAUGAGGUUCCCUCGCGCACUAUCCAUUCGGGACGAUUUGACUAUCGCCGACUGCAUGCCCGCAUCUGCUGUCUUCGAAAGCUUGCGGACCGAAAGAAAGCGGAAGAUGGAAAGCGACGCUGGAGUCACAAAGAAAAAACGCAAGACCACCGUGAAGAAGGCAAUGGUUCUUCCUCAAUAUCAAGGGCCAUCCAAGAAAGGAAUUACUGUGGAAAGUGACAUUUUCGAAGGCAUGAAGUUUGUUGUCAUGUCGGACCCGAAGUCGAGAACCGGUGAAGAAGACAAGAAAACCAUCACGAAGUCGAUCUACGCAAACGGAGGAACCUGUGCCCAAAUUGCGAACAAUCAGCCCAAUCUCUACGUCAUUUAUGGUGGCUCCAUUACCCCGUAUGAUCUUAAGCUGGUGAUCGAUAAAGGCAAGGUUGAGGUGUUAAAGCCGAGUUGGAUUAUGGAUUCCAUUGAACAGGGUGAGAAAGUGCCCAUGCGAAAGAAGUAUUUCUUCCAUGCUACAGAUGUACGUCUAGCAGAAGAUGACUACGACGAACGGGACGAGGAAGAUGGUGUGGCGUCAGCUGUCGCUGGUCCUUCUGCGAAGGUGGAGGAGGAUGUUUCUAUGAGCUCUACUGAAGACACGGAAAUUACACCCAAAGUGGAAGAAGAGAUGGACCCUUCGCUUGCAGACUGGUUCAAGGUUGCUGGACCAUCAACCGAAAAUGACGUAGACGAAGAUUCAGUAACCGAACCUGAUUCCGACAACGCUGAUAUUGUCGAACCUGAGGAAGAGGUCGAUCUGGAUGACUGGUUCCAGGUCAAAACUGAAGAGGCGUCAACAUCUGAAAAAGCAGCUGGUAAACAACCAGAAAAGGCUGCUGAUGAAGAUAUAAAAAUGGGCGAGACGGAAGACUCCACGGAGUAUGAUCAAGACCUCAUCUUCAGACAUCUUUGUUUCUAUUUGGAUUCGCUGGAGAAUGCUACACAGAAUGGCUUAACUGUCAAAUCCUCCAAGCACGAGAAGGACAUGAACCAAAGUUUGGCACGGCUGUCCAAGCUAAUCACAGACAAUGGCGGGAAGGUGGUUGAUCUUGAUGAGCCUAAACUCACACAUAUUGUCAUCGAUCGACGGGACGACAGUAGGCGUCUCGAGCUGAUGAGGCGUACUUCAAAGCCCAAACGAAGGCAUCUUGUUAUCUCCGACUUCAUCCAGGCCUGUUUGGACGAAGGAACGCUCCUCGAGGAAGGAGAAUUUGCUCCUUAA